This is a messenger RNA of Cheilinus undulatus (humphead wrasse), 2502 nucleotides long. RefSeq names its product forkhead box protein P1-B-like. Bases 104 to 1843 code for a protein of 579 amino acids. Lineage: Eukaryota; Metazoa; Chordata; Actinopteri; Labriformes; Labridae. Gene Ontology annotation, cellular component: nucleus. Gene Ontology annotation, molecular function: RNA polymerase II cis-regulatory region sequence-specific DNA binding; DNA-binding transcription repressor activity, RNA polymerase II-specific. The record is from RefSeq and is a predicted model, not a curated record. Gene Ontology annotation, biological process: regulation of transcription by RNA polymerase II. The transcript has 16 exons.
GCUACCAAGGAAGGCAUUGGUGCUGUUCCGAGGUUCAUUCUCUAGACACCACCCCGACUCUGAAGACUGUCCGCUCCCACAUAUUUCGGUCAGUGAAGUCCAGAUGCAUGAGUCUGGGUCAGAACCAACAAGCCGCACCAUUCCAGCAAGUCACACAGAGAACGGGAACAACACUGAACAUGAGAGUCGACUGAGGAGCAGCCAGACUCCUCCUCCAGAGGCACCCAGGGUUCCAGUGUCGUUGUCCAUGAUGACCCCACCAGCAGAAGCCCCACAACAACUACAGCAGACCCCACAGCAGCAGAUCCUCACCCCCCAGCAGCUCCAAGCCCUACUCCAGCAGCAAAAGGCACUCAUGUUACACCAGCAACAAAUUCAAGAGGUCUUCAAGAACCAGCAAGAGCAGCUAAAUAUGCAGCUGCUGCAGCAGAAGAAUGCAGGGAUUGUUAGUCAAGAGCUGACAGCCCAGCAGAUUGCCAUCCAGCAGCAGCUCCUUCAGGUGCAGCAGCAACACCUCCUCAACCUGCAGAGACAAGGCCUGCUGUCUGUGCUCCCCACCAGCCCUGCAACAGCCCCAGGCUGUGAGAACGGCAGCAUCCUAUCUGCCAGCGGAGACAACAGAGAGUCUUCUGGUCAACUCUCCACCACCAACGGUCAUCACAGCCUUCUGAAGAGGAGAGAAAGUGGCUCACUGGAUGAAAGCACACAGAACAGCCAUCCUCUGUAUGGAAACGGCAUGUGUAAAUGGCCGGGCUGUGAGACAGUCUUUGGAGACUUUAAGUCAUUUCUCAAACAUCUGAACAGUGAACACAUACUAGACGACAAGAGCACAGCGCAGUGUCGUGUGCAGAUGCAAGUGGUUCAGCAGCUGGAACUGCAGCUGAAAAAGGACAAAGAACGACUGCAAGCCAUGAUGGCUCAUCUUAAGUCCUCUGAACCCAAACCCGCAGCUCAGCCUGUGAAUCUGGUGUCUAAUGUAUCCUUCUCCCAGGCAACAUUGCCCAAAGGCCCUCCUCCUAUGAGCCUCUCUCAGAGUGCCACGGCGCCAUCCACACCCCUGACGCCACUCUCUGAAUCCCCUUCAGUCCUCACUCCCAACAGCAUGUUCACUGGCACCCCUGUGCGGAGGCGGUAUAGCCGCUCUGUGAGCCAAGACAUUAUUGAUAACAAGGAGUUCUACUUGAGCACAGAAGUCCGACCUCCAUUUACCUAUGCUUCUCUUAUAAGACAGGCAAUAUUUGAAUCACCUCGCAAACAGCUGACAUUAAAUGAAAUCUACAACUGGUUCACAAGAAACUUUGCAUAUUUCAGGCGCAAUGCAGCUACCUGGAAGAACGCCGUCAGACAUAAUCUCAGCCUCCAUAAAUGCUUUGUGCGUUUGGAGAAUGUGAAGGGAGCUGUGUGGACUGUAGAUGAGAUCGAGUUUCACAGAAGACGGCCCCAGAAGAUGGCCGGUAACGGAUCUCUUCUGAAGAACUCACAGAACCGUCAGAGCUUAGCAGGGUCUGCUCCUCAGAGUGGCUGUCCAGAUGCCAACUCUCUGUACAGCCCAGCCUCGAUGGGCAGCAUCCCGCUGCACUCCCUGCCUCAUGUUCUCCAGGAGCAGAUGAACGGAGCCCUCGCUAACGGCUCUGGAUACCAAAGUGAUAGCAGUGCAACGCAGUCUCCUCCACAAGCUUUCAUUAAAGAGGAGCAGGAGGACGAGGAGAUAUGUGAGAAUUACCCGUACGAGUCUCCAGAGAGCACUGACGAGCACGGCCACAGCCCGGACAUGAACCGAGAUGAAGACAACGGUAGCCCACAGAGGCCAAACCUUCAUUUCGACCGCGUGCCUUCUCUCUGACUGACUGUGCUCUCCACUGCAAGGCCGCUUCACUCACAUUUUGUGUGACUUUAUAUUCCAAAAACAACUGCUUCAUCUACGUAACCAAACACUCUCUUCCUAGGGAAUUUAUUUUCAUUGUAUUUAUCUGCAUUUUUUUUUUUUGUUUUUAAUCUAGCUCUAAAUCCUUUCUGUACAGUAGAGUGAAAUCACAGAAACACAUUGAUGAAAUUGUCUGUUGAUGAUUUUUUUUUUAUAUAUAUGUACACAAAAGGACCAUGAUGAGCAGAGACGCCAAAGGAAAGGGAACACUGAUAGUUAGCACUUCACCAUGAAACGUUUCCUCCAUCUUUGUAGCUACCUUUUGCUAUGUUGGGGCCACAUUAGAUGUUUCUAUCUUAGUUGUCAAAAUAUAAAAAAUGUAGAGGAAGUACAAAAAAUAUUGCUUUAAAGAUGAAAUGUUCACUGCCAACAUGAUCUGAUAUAUUUGUAUUUAAGGCAUAAUCAUUUGAUCAAAAGAAAACGUAGUAUCUUUAUACCUGUUGGUCUUUUUCACCCCUUUAACAUCAACAUUGCUGAAUUUGCUCCAUGUGAGCUUGUAAGAGUAGAUAAUAUAGAUUUACCAUUACUGUAAACCAAUGCAUCUCUAUGAAAAAUAAAUUCCUCAUGAUAAAUGUGUA